AUGAAUGCUACUUUUAAAAUAUUGCUUAAAAACAUACAUAAAAUGAAAAUGUCACAGUUGACAGCAGAUUUUGAUUUAUACAGGAUUCUAGUAAAAAAUGUGACCAAAGUCACUAUGUUUAUACUGAUGAGCUUCACAGAUCAUUUUGAAGUGCAAGUUUUUCUAUUUUUACUGUUUCUAGCAAUCUAUCUCUUUACUAUGAUAGGAAAUUUGGGAAUGGUUUUAUUGAUCAUUAGGGAUUCUCGACUCCACAACUCUAUGUACUAUUUUCUUAGUGUGAUAUCAUUCUUUGAUGCCUGCUAUUCUUCGGUCGUCACCCCCAAAAUGUUAGUCAAUUUCUUGAAAGAGGACAAAGCCAUUUCUUAUCUUGGAUGUGUAGCACAAACGUUUCUCUUUAUUACUUUUGGGACCACAGAAUGCUUUCUCUUGGUGACAAUGGCAUAUGAUUGCUAUGUAGUUAUCUACAAUCCUCUCCUCUAGUCAGUUAGUAUGUCAUCCAGAGUCUGUGUGCCACUCAUCAUUGCUUCCUAUGUUGGUGGCAUUGUGCAUACCUCUGUACACACAGUGGCCACAUUUAGCCUAUCCUUCUGUGUAUCCAAUGAAAUUAGACAUGUCUUUUGUGACAUCCCUGCUCUCCUUGCUAUUUCCUGUUCCGACACUCACACGAACCAGCUUCUGCUCUUCUGCUUUGUGGGCUCUAUUGAGAUAGUCACUAUCCUGAUCGCCCUGAUCACCUAUGGAUUCAUCCUGUUAUCCAUUCUGAGGAUGCAUUCUGUUGAGGGGAGACAGAAGACCUUUUCUACAUGUGGCUGUCACCUGACUGGAGUAUCAGCUUAUCAUGGAACCAUCCUCUUCAUGUACAUGAGACCAAGUUCCAGCUAUGCUUUGGACCAUGACAUGAUAGUAUCGAUAUUUUACACCAUUGUGAUUCCCAGACUGAAUCCUGUCAUCUACAGUCUGAGGAAAAAAGAUGUAAAAGAGGCCAUGAAAACAGUGCUUAGGAAAAAUUGUCUUAUAGAUAAAGUAUCUUUUUACAGUAAAAAAUAA
Messenger RNA from Pteropus alecto (black flying fox), 1047 nucleotides. Its product is annotated as olfactory receptor 5T1-like. Lineage: Eukaryota; Metazoa; Chordata; Mammalia; Chiroptera; Pteropodidae. Gene Ontology annotation, molecular function: G protein-coupled receptor activity; odorant binding; olfactory receptor activity. The record is from RefSeq and is a predicted model, not a curated record. Gene Ontology annotation, biological process: G protein-coupled receptor signaling pathway; sensory perception of smell. Gene Ontology annotation, cellular component: membrane. The transcript has a single exon.